Molecule: messenger RNA, 2096 nt
Organism: Diospyros lotus (date-plum)
Lineage: Eukaryota; Viridiplantae; Streptophyta; Magnoliopsida; Ericales; Ebenaceae
Product: probable trehalase
Exons: 11
Coding region: 170-1954 (594 amino acids)
Biological process (GO): trehalose catabolic process
Molecular function (GO): alpha,alpha-trehalase activity
Source: RefSeq, a predicted model, not a curated record
AAACAGGUCACUCUCACCAAUUUAUACAUUUGCUCCCUAGAAACAUCGUCGAAAUUCACCGCCGGCUUCUACCCAGUCAGAUCUUCCACACACACACACACAGAUCCGCGCAUAUAUAUAUAUAUACAUACAAUCUUCCCACUAUGCCUUCCCCAAUUAUACUCCAACAAUGGGGACUCCCAGUCGCAUAAACCUGAAUUGGACCUCCCUAUUAUUGUUUUCUCUCGUCUUCCUGCUUUUCGCAGCCAUGGCGGAGAGUUCGCGGCCGUGCACGGCGGGGGACUCCGGCCCGGUGGUGCCGACGACCCCGCUCGUCGCCUUCCUCGAGCGCGUCCAGGAAGCGGCGCUGAAGGCCUUCGGCGGCGACGACUUCGACCCCAAGUUCUAUGUGGACUUGUCGUUGAAGCGCAAUCUGUCGGUCACCCAAGAAGCCUUCGAGAAGCUUCCGAAUACGUCGGACGGGGCAGUGCCGGCCGGCGAUCUGAACGGGUUUAUCGGGGAGUACUUGAAGAAGCCCGAGGCGGGCUUGGUGGUGGUUGAACCGGCUGAUUUUGUGCGGGAACCGGAGGGCUUCUUGCCGGCGGUGGUGAACCGGAAGGUGAGGGAUUGGGCUCUGGAGGUGCACUCGCUUUGGAAGAAUCUGAGCCGGAAAGAGGCGGCCGAGGUGUUUCACCUGCCGGAGUUUCAUACUCUGUUGCCGUUGCCUAAGCCGAUGAUAAUUCCGGGGUCCAGGUUUAGAGAGGUGUAUUACUGGGAUUCUUACUGGGUGAUCAGGGGCUUGCUAGCAAGUAAAAUGCAUGAGACUGCAAAAGGGAUUGUGAGUAAUCUGAUUUCCCUUAUUGAUGAAUUUGGGCAUGUUCUUAAUGGUGCAAGGGCAUAUUACACUAACAGAAGCCAACCUCCUCUUCUGAGUUCAAUGAUACAUGAUAUAUACAAAAGGACUGGUGAUUUGGACUUUGUUAAGAAGUGUCUCCCAGCCUUGCUAAAAGAACACAAAUUCUGGACUACAGGAAUACAUGCUGUGACUGUGUAUGAUGCUCACGGGUUCAAACACACACUGAGCCGAUACUAUGCAAAGUGGAAUAGACCAAGGCCAGAAUCAUCGACCACUGACAAGGAAACUGCUUCCAAGCUGUCGGAUGAUUCUGACAAAAACCUCCUUUACCGACAGCUAGCUUCAACUGCUGAAUCUGGCUGGGAUUUCAGUACAAGAUGGAUGAGGAAUACCUCUGACCUCACUACAUUGAAUACAAUAUCAAUCUUACCUGUCGACUUAAAUUCUUUCAUACUCAAGAUGGAACUUGACAUUUCCUUCCUUGCGAUGGCCACUGGAGAUAGUAGAACUGCUGGACAAUUUCUACAAUUUGCUCAAGCAAGAAAACAUUCAAUGAACACUAUUUUUUGGAAUGCAAAGAUGGGACAAUGGCUAGACUAUUGGGUCAGCAAUGGAACUACAUGCCAGGGUGCUCACCCAUGGAAGCACUCGAGCCAAAAUCAAAAUGUAUUUGCCUCAAACUUCAUUCCUUUGUGGAUUGACUUGUUUCACUCAGAUCGUGCGUUGGUGGAAAGAGCCGUGCAGAGCCUUCAAAGUUCUGGGCUGAUCCGUGCAGUUGGUAUUGCAACAACUUUGACCAAUUCUGGACAACAAUGGGACUUUCCAAAUGGUUGGGCACCACUUCAACAUAUGAUUGUUGAAGGUUUGGUCAAGUCAGGAUCGAAGGAGGCAAGUGCUUUGGCAGAGGACAUUGCUGUGAGGUGGAUCAGGACCAACUAUGUUGCUUACAAGAAAUCAGGAGCAAUGCAUGAGAAAUAUGAUGUUGAGAAAUGUGGAGAAUUUGGAGGUGGUGGUGAAUACGUUCCCCAGACGGGCUUUGGAUGGUCAAAUGGGGUGGUCUUGUCAUUCUUGGAAGAGUUUGGUUGGGCUAAAGAACUGAAGAUUGAUGAUUGCAAUUGAGCAGAGAAAUUGAUUGCUUUUGGGAACAAUUAGGGAUUCAUAUUGUUAGUGUAGGUGAAUUACUUUCACGUAUGAAAUUUGUGUAAUUGUUUGCAUCUUAAAAUAAAUUAUAUGGAAUUGAAAUCAAGCAAGUUUUACUCAA